Exophiala oligosperma is the source of this 1459-nucleotide messenger RNA. RefSeq lists its product as uncharacterized. Bases 464 to 1384 code for a protein of 306 amino acids. The record is from RefSeq and is a predicted model, not a curated record. Lineage: Eukaryota; Fungi; Ascomycota; Eurotiomycetes; Chaetothyriales; Herpotrichiellaceae. Gene Ontology annotation, molecular function: oxidoreductase activity. The transcript has 3 exons.
GUGAAGAUCACCAGUCGAUGUGUGCAGUACUAUGCGAAAAAGAAAUGCUUCACUUAUUGGAUGAACAAAAGCUGAGCGAUGAUAAAAGUGGAAGUGGAAUCUGUGCGGCCGUCGACGGAUGUUCGGAGGCCCGCUGAUACGCCUGACUUACCUAAUCCCACGCAACUCGGCUAAGGGCAUGAAUUGAUCCAAAACGAUCUGCCUCGACCGCCUACUGGUUCUUCGAGGCUCUGAUGCCGUGGUUUCAUCGUCUGGCUCAUGAUCGUCCAAGGCGUCAGAAUGCUUUACGCAUAUCCGGAUGUUCUGGAAACCCGGUGGAAUUGCGCCCUCAUGCUGCUGUUGUUCUUCUUCUUCCAACGCGGUUCUCUGUUGAAGCAAGAUCUUGACUUGUGAUAGACCACUGCUACAUGUCAGGUUUUGAAGGCAUUAUUCUUAUAAGACUUCAAGAUUUAAGAAUCUCCAGAUGCCCGAACUCGACGACGCAUCGGCUCUGAGAGACAAGACGGUGAUCAUCACCGGAGGGGCUUCUGGGCUCGGACUAGCAACUGCUACGCACUUCGCUCGAGCCGGUGCAUAUGUGACCAUCGCCGACAUUCAAGAUGCCCCUGGCGAGCAUAUCACGCACGCUCUUCGACUCGAAGGCUGCCAUGUUUCUUACACACAUUGUGAUGUAACGGAUUGGCUGUCUAGCGUUUUGGCAUUCAAGCACGCAGCUUCGUUUGGGCCGAGCAAAACACUCCAUGUUGCCGGCCUGUUUGCCGGAGUCGAAGGUGAUCGAGAAAGUUUGGUGGACCAAGUGCUCGCGGCACACGCACCAUCCUUAAGUCCAGGCGAUAUACCAACGAGACCUCGAGGCAGCGCGAUCCGAGUUGACUUAGGGGGAGUGUACAAGAGCUCUUGGUUAGCCCUGUACUACAUGCGUCUUCGUUCGAAGGUCCCAUCAGCAGAGUCAUUCUCCAAGUCACUUAUCCUCGUAUCUUCUCUCGCCGGAUACUCUGAUAUGCCUGGAAAUACAGACUACAAUGCUGCAAAAUUUGGUGUUCGGGGAAUCUUUCGAGGGCUUAGGCACACCACAUCCUCCAUGAAUGUGCGAGUCAACCUUGUAGCACCUUUCUGGAUUGAUACACCCCUGGUGCAUACCAAACUUGUCGAGAUGGCAUCCUUGGGCAUAACACCUGGAAGUGGAUUCUCAUUUGCUAGUGUGAACGAUUGUGUGAAUGUGGCGACAACAUUCGCUACUGACGCCACUAUCAGUGGGCGAGCCUACGCAGUUGUUCCUGAAGGAUUUGUGGACAUUGACGAUGAGGAAAGCAGCGGUUGGGCCGGGGAGAUUUUGAAGGAAGAGUGGAAAAAAAGAACCAGAACGAGUGAGAGGGAGCUCUAGAAGGCGAUAUAUAGGUGGGUUAUCUUUGUUGGGCGGUCAGUAUCAAAGAGUUAUAUAUUCACAAGAGGCAUUGAG